Messenger RNA from Salvia hispanica, 1230 nucleotides. NCBI's taxonomy places the organism in Eukaryota, Viridiplantae, Streptophyta, Magnoliopsida, Lamiales, Lamiaceae. The record is from RefSeq and is a predicted model, not a curated record.
AUGAAGCAUCAUCACUAUCUGAUCACUUGCUUCCCUCUCCAAGGCCACAUCAACCCUUCUCUCCAGCUAGCCAAGAACCUCGCCGCCCUCGGCGCCACCGUCACGUUCUCUACCGCCGCCGGCGUCCUCGAAUCCCUACCGCCCGCCCCCGACGGCUUGUCCUACGCCUCCUUCUACGACGAGAACUUCUCCCUCACUGCGGCCUACCUCACAAACUUGAGGAAAUUUGGUCCCCAAAAUCUCACCGAGAUUAUCCAAAAGUCCCUCGAUGACGGCCGGCCGGUGACCUGCCUUGUCUACAGCCUCCUCAUCCCGUGGGCUUCCAUGGUGGCGCGUGACAUGCACGUCCCCUCCGCCUUCCUCGCGAUACAGUGCGCCGCCGCCUUCGCCAUCUAUAGCCGUUUCUUUGGCUGCGGCGGCGUUAAAUCGGAUGAUUCGUCAGUUUGUGUGAAGAUACAAGAUUUGCCUACUUUCUCUAGUUGUGACUUGCCAACAUUUGUAUUGCCUGAAAACGCCAUCAAUCCGGUCAUGGGGCCUAUGAUGAUAGAGCACAUGAAGGAGCUUGAGACCCUUCCAAAACCACUUGUUCUUCUAAACACAUUUCAAGAACUCGAGCAAGAGGCGAUCGAGGAGCUCGAGAGCAAGCUAAAUGUCCUUGCAAUUGGGCCGUUGAUCGUGACGAGCUAUUCAUGUGUUGAGGAGAAUUACAUGGAGUGGUUGGACUCGAAGCCGGAGAAAUCGGUUGUGUACGUUGCAUUUGGUAGUUUGAUGGUAUUGAACAAAGAGCAAAAGGUUGAGAUUUUGCAUGGGCUUUUGCAGAGCAAGAGGCCGUUUUUGUGGGUAGUCAGAUCAUCGGAUACCGAGGACGAGGACGAGGAGGUGUUAAGCCAUAAGUCCAUUGGUUGCUUUGUGACGCACUGUGGGUGGAAUUCGACUCUUGAAGGUCUGGCCUGUGGGGUCCCGAUGAUUGGGUGCCCACAUAUUUCUGACCAGACCACGAACGCUAUGCUUGUGGAGAAGGUGUGGGGGAAUGGGGUCAGAGCGAGGGCGAAUGGAGAAGUAGUGCUAAAUAGAGAAGAAUUAAGGGAGUGUGUGGAUGUUGUGAUGGGUGAAGGAGAGAGAGGUGAAGAGAUUAGAAAAAAUGCUUUAAUGUUGAGAGGCAUGGCCAUUGAAGCUGUCAAAGAUGGUGGGUCUAGCUACAAUAAUUUAAGGAAGAUUAUGUUGGAAUAA